UGUUCAACAGGAUUUGCAGUUUGGAAUAUCCGGAAAUGUAAACAUUCAUUCGCUUCCGGUGGAAUAAGUGUCUUGAUAAUAACAGAGGGCGCUCACGUGAGCAUCUGUCAUGCUGUAGAUGCUGUGAGCAUUGUGGCGUUAAAACAGACGCUUCUUAUUCAUGACAAAAAGAUUGCAAACCAGGUGAAAAAGCGUUAGAAAAAUGGUGUGAGUGGGUGAAAAAGAUAGAAAAUGACAACACGAGUGAAGAGUUUGGUAUGCUGGUCAUUAUUCAGGGUUCUAGUGCCUCUGAUCCUGUUAGCAGCAUGUGUGGUGAGGUACAAUGCAUUGUCCUUCCUGUAUGUGAUAUUUCUGUUGGUAUGUCCUCUGCUCAGGUCACCGACAGAGUUCACUAUAAAAGGUGGAACAGGACUCUAUCUGAAGCUUCUUAUUGUGCUUGGAGCUCUUGGUACCCUAGCUCAUAUUAUUUUCCACAUCACUUUAGCAGCUCUGGAUAAACCAUAUGGAUUUGAUUUUGCAAACUAUGUUGGUUAUCUUCAUUUUUCUAAGCUGUCCAUAAGUUGUCUGAAAGGAGGUGUCUCUACAAAAUCAGGAAUUUCCUCUAGUUCAGGAAAUUUUUCAAUAAGUGGUUCAACAAAUGAUAAUAUUUCAAGACAGAUUGCUGUAGAAAGGUUGGAUGGUGUACCAGCAAUUAAUAUAAUCCGCCUAGUAGUCCCUGACCUUGCUGUUCUUAUUACAGCCAUCUUAGUCUUUGUGAUCUGUUACGUUCUGCUCAAGGUUCCUGAAGGACAAGAAACAGAAUUACCAACAGCAGUCAGCAGAACCCGCCGAAAACGAACAGAAAGAUUUUUACAUUUCUUUGGGACAUUCUUGGUGUUAUUAUUUUUGGCAGCUAGCGGUAUUAUCGUGCCUUCUAUUUUGGGAGCUUUUUACUUCCUGUCAUUCCUGUACAUAUCAACAUGGUGGGCUUUUUAUAACGCUCUUGGAUAUAAAUUUGCUGUGUAUAGAUUUGUUGUACUUGUGUGGAGUGGCCUUCACCUUUGUGUCUUACAUCUGUACCAGUUCCCGUUUUUCCAGGAUUUGGUUGAUCCUAAAUCUCUUGAAGCAAGAAUAAUAGGACUAACAGGUAUCAUCAAGACUGACUGUGAAAGAACUUGGUAUGUUGACUUCCAUGAUGCUAGUCAAUGGCCUUGGUUUGUCAAUCCUGGAAUCCUGUUACUGUUGUACUUCACACUAGCUAUAGAAAGCAGGCAGUGGUUACAUCGUAAGGAACUCAUAAUCAUAGAGGAACCAAAAGCAAGAACCCGUAGUAAAAAAUCAAGAAAAUCUUCAGAACGGCAGGUAGCCCUACAGGAUCUUAGCCAAAGAGAGCGAUUGGUUGAAAAUGAGAAUGCAUCAUAUAGUACCUUUGACAAGGAAGGUUCCCCAGCUAUGUCUGCAGCUUUUGAAUCUGAUGAAGAUGAAGCUGACGGUGACACUAAACCAGCCAAGAAGAAAAAACAAGUGAAAGAAGAUGUCAAACGUCCUUAUAUGGUGUCCAUCUUUGUUUAUGCAAUGAAACAGAGUUACGUUUUAGCUCUGAUUGCAAUGAUGGCCUGGAGUAUCACUUUCCACAGUUGGUUGACUUUUGUAUUACUGUUGGGAGCUUGUAUAGUGUGGAUGGUUCCAAAGUCUCGUGAGCUGACCUUAUGUAUAUCUCCAUUGCUGGUUGUGUAUGGAGAAUGUCUGCUGAUAAUUCAGUAUGUCUUUGGAAUGAAUUUGAAAAACGAGCUACCAGAAGUAGUAAAUGGAGUGAAAUUGAAUGAGGUUGGACUGAAGACCUUUCCUUACCCAUGUUUACAACUUGCUGUACAGAUCCUAUUUACAGCUAUGUUUUGGUUGACACUACGACAGUUUAUGAGAGAAAGAAAAGAAAGAAAGUACCAUCUUGGAUAUCAAAUGGAAGAUGUGUCUCCUAAUGGUGAUUCACCACAGUCGCCGUCUGCUCGGUCAUUCUUUAACUCCCAAUUGUUAGACUCUGAAUCAACAGGUUUUCCUUCAAGAGUGGAUAGUGUUGAUGGUUAUGACAGUAGUACUAUGAAAAAAAUAGGGAAAUACAUGUGGAGUGUGCUAGCUAAGUACUGGAUAUUUGUAUGUGCUGUAAUGAUGCUACUGAUCUCCAUACAGGAAGUGGUUAUUUAUAGAAUCAUUUAUAUGAUCCUUUUCCUCUUCUUUGUACUGACCUUCCAGUUGAGUUACAGACUAUGGAGGCUCACCAUGUUUUUAUUCUGGUGGAUAGUAAUUAUCUAUUCUAUGGCUGUUUUGAUUAUCCUGUAUACCUACCAGUUUAGUGACUUCCCAAUGUACUGGAAAAAUGGAACACAUCUGUCAGAUGAUGUACUGAAAGAUAUAGGACUAGAACAGUUUAACACAGCCACCCUGUUUGUGAAGCUGCUGACACCAACAAGUUUUCUGAUUGUUAUCAUAUUGCAGGUCCAUUAUUUCCACAAGGAAUUCCUUACAAUCAGUGACUUAAACAGAUAUGUGAAAGAUUCAGAAGAAGUAGACACUCAGCCUCCUGGUCCUGCAAUCUCUGAUACAGAAGGGGGUACCACAACUGAUACAGAUCAUGUGGUCUAUACCAAGACUAAACGAUGGAGAAGGAAGCUAACAGAGUGCUGGAAUAAACUAUGGCAGCUGUGUAGUGAUUGGUGGAAAAUUUUGUCUGAAAUUUUCUGGAGACUGAUGGAGAUUCACAUUUUUAAAAUUGUUGUCUUUGUCAUCAUUAUGGUUGCAGUUCAUGAGGUGACUGCUGUGAGUGCUGUAUAUGUAUUUUUCCUAGCGAUAUUCCUACCAAUUACUGGAGCAUGGCCUUGUAUGGCAGUUAUCUGUCAGUUCUGGACUGCCAUAGUAUUGCUGGCAAAGACCAUCUAUCAGCUGAAUCUUGUCGAGAAAGAUUACUGGAUCACAAACUGCACUGCAAAUUUCAGUAUGGAGCCACCCAUCAUACCUUUAGGUCCUACAGUGAAUUCAUCCUCCAGUGUUGUAAACUCAUCUGGUUCCCCAUUAUUAGCCAAUUCAUCUGGAUAUAACAGUAUAAGUGGUGGAACAGGUUUGUCUGCUUCCAAUGGUGUCACACCAGAUACUAAUGGAACAAUUAACCAAGCAUUGUGGGUAGGAUUUGCAAAGACCAGUAACCUGUCUUAUUAUCUUAGUAACUACAUAGGAAUUCUGUUGAUACUUGUUCUGUACAAGCUAAUAAAAUGUCAUCAGUCACAAUAUUAUAAGAAACCUAGUGUAACCAGACCAUCACCAGGAGUUAUCUUUCUUGAAAUCAAAAGACAAGAGGCAGACAGAGGCUUACUUCGUUGCUCUAAAUACUUUGCCAACUUUUUCUUCUAUAAGUUUGGAUUGCAGUUAUGUUACAUCAUGUUGGCAGUAACCAUUUGUGUCCGGGUGGAUGUUUACAGUGUCAUCUAUGCUGUCAUUCUUGGAAUACUUCUGGUACUCAGUAGGAGAGGGAAUGCUUUGAUAUGGCCAUUGAUAACCAUCAUUCUAGCUGUUAUGUUACCUUUGGAGUUCCUCAUUUGUCUGGGGCUACCCAAAGGGUUGUGUAUUGAAUAUCCUUGGUCUUACAUUGAGAUCUUUGAGAGAAACUUGGAAAAAUGGCUGUAUCUGCCUGACUAUAACUUCCCACCAAGAGCUAUCAAACUUAUUGCCGAUACAAUUCAACUUUUGUUGAUUUGCCUACAGUGGCAAGUAUUCCGACGCGAAUCAAGUGAAGGAGAUUUGCACCCAGGAGGUUCCAAUAAGGAUAUUCUAGAAGAAGUUGAGGCCAGUACUCCAAUUAAUGUUCCUGACUUUACUGGCCAUGCCAAGUCAUACCUUGAUGUGUUGAAGAUAGGCUUCUUCACCUAUAUGUACUGGGUAACAUUGUUUAUCAUGUUCAUCACUGGUGCUACAAGGAUAAACCUGUUCAGUAUGGGUUAUGUGAUAGCUGUGUUUGUGUUUAUGUGGUAUGGACAGGAGUUCUUAUUGCUACGUCUGAGGGUUAUCAGGAGAAGAUGGAACAUGCUGAUUGGUUACACUUUCUUUGUACUGUUUAUGAAAGCCGUAUUACAGCUUCUUGGUUGUGUAUAUAUAGACAAGCUAUAUACAGACCAGUGUUGGCUGAUUCAGCUCUUAGGCCUGACUUGUCUCAACCCAUCUCACAUAUUCAAUACAGGUGAUUGUAAGGUUGAAGAAGAUGACACUGGGUUGGCGUGGGAUGUGAUUUGCUUCACAUUCCUCCUACUACAAAUGAGGAUAUAUAACAGUCAUUACUUCAGACAUGUUGUAGUUAUGAAUCAGGCCCAACACAAUCUUGCUUCUAGAGGAGCAGAACUGAUUAACCAAACAUUAAUAGAGAGUGUUCUGAAACAAAAGGAAGAAGAACGUCAAGUGUUAGACAACAUAAAGAAAAAAAUGGAUGCCAUCAAAGAAAAACAGAAACAUGUCAAAAAAGACUUUGUUGUGCCUGAUGAACAUUUUCAGACUAUCAGAUCUGGUGAUUACUAUUUGUUUGAGGAGGAGAGUGAAUCAGAAGAGGAAGUUGGAGGUAAAAAGGUCAAGGACAGUAUUACUUUUGGUCAAGAUGAUGAAGAAGAUGAAACACCCAAUCCUUUACAGCUAAUAUCAACUGCAAUGCAUUCUGGUACUGAUGCAGCAAUAGAUCAAGCUGAAGGUGCUGAAGAUAAGUGCAAAGAUGAACAGACAAAGGAUAAAGAGCAAGAGGAUGAAGAUGAAGAAGAAGAUAUUAUCGACAAAACUGGAACAGUUCUGAAGUUUAUACAAAAACUUUUGGAAAGUUUGUGUGAUUCAAUCAUAGAAACAUGUAAUAAUAUUUCUAAGAACUACAGAAUGGUUGCUGACCAACUUGAAGAUGAGAUGAACAAGGAAAGACAAGGAAUUAGACGCUCUCUAAAGUUACAUCAUGAGUCUGGGCACAAAUCUUUAGAAAUGGAGGACCAGUCUAUUGAAUUAGAAGGUCGAAUGGAUGGGUCAGCUGAUGAUGGACAACCUAGAAGUACAGAUCUUGUAUCAAUACAUGUUACGUCUGCUGAUGCUGAUGUGAAGAAGACACCCAGUGAAGAUUCUCUUGAUGGAAAGAAGCAGGAUAAGUUUGAGCAGAGUAAAUCCAAGGUGUACCUCCUUCUGGAAGCUUUGUAUUACCUCCUCAUCUCACGGACAGAACUUAUCUGUUAUUUCCUUAUGAUACUUGACCAAAUUGUCUAUGCCAGCUUGUUGUCUUUGCCACUUCCAUUGAUGGUCUUUCUCUGGGGCAUGUUAUCAGUGCCACGCCCAUCAAAGAGCUUUUGGAUUACUGCUAUAACUUACACUGAGGCUAUCAUUGUGGUGAAGUAUCUGUUCCAGUUUGGUUUCUGGCCUUGGAACAAAGACCAGACUAACUUAGAACCAUUUUAUCCACCAAGGAUUAUUGGAAUAGAGCAGAUUGAUGGAUACGCUACUGUUGAUCUUAUACUGCUGUUAGCUCUGUUUAUACAUAGAUCUAUACUCAAGAGAUAUGGUUUAUGGAAGGAUGCUGAGGAGAUAAACUCUGACUUUGAUAAGGUAGAGGAAAAAAUAUCACCACAUGGAUCUCCUGCACCUAAAAGGGAGGAUACAGAGUUAGUAGUGUCUGGCAGUACUGCACAGACCUCUGGAACACACAGUAGUAUAGAGGAAAGUCUAGAGGAUCCAAAUGGCAAGAAGAAAAAGGCAGAAAUGUCUACGUUUGGCAAGAUAGUGAACCCUUUCAAGGAGUUUUAUAACCAGGUGACCAAUCCAGAUUACAAUGCAACAACAGAUGUGUAUGCCUCCAUGUUUUUCUGUGAUUUUAUCAACUUCUUCAUAGUAGUGUUUGGUUACACAGCAUUUGGACCACAGCAAUCAGUUGGAACUGGAGAUGUCUCAUCCUACAUCCAAGAAGACAAAGUACCUAUACCCUUCCUGAUCAUGUUGGUAGUACAGUUUAUCCUCAUCAUUAUAGACCGUGCCCUGUAUCUGAGGAAGAACGUUCUAGGGAAGUUUAUCUUCCAGAUUGUACUUGUUAUACUGUUACAUGUAUGGAUGUUCUUUGUUUUACCUGAAGUCACAAAAAGGAAGUUUUCCGAGAAUAGACCAGCACAGCUAUGGUAUUUUGUGAAAUGUGUUUACUUUGGGUUGUCAGCCUAUCAGAUUAGAUCUAGCUAUCCCACUAGGAUUCUUGGUAACUUCCUCACCAAGAGUUACAACUACCUUAACUUGUUCUUGUACAAAGGGUUCUUGGCUAUCCCAUUCCUAUUGGAAUUGAGAGUUUUAAUGGACUGGAUAUGGACAGAUACUACAAUGGCAAUAGGAAGCUGGCUACAGAUGGAAGAUAUCUAUGCUAAUGUGUAUCAGCUCAAAUGUUGGAGGGACAUUGAAAGGAAUUAUCCCACUCCUCGUGGAUUUAAGAAAAAAUCCCUGAUAAAGUAUGGAGUAGGAGGAUUACUGUUGAUUCUUAUUAUCUUUAUAAUCUGGUUCCCACUUGUCAUCUUCUCAUUCGCUAAUACAGUCUUCAAGGUCAACCCACCAACAGAAUGUACAGUUACCAUGACAGUAAAUGGAUUCCAGCCUAUUUAUAAGAUGACAGUACAGACAGAAGGGAUUAGAGCUUUAUCUUCUGCUGAGUACAAGACCCUCAAAGAGACAUUCAAUGGAAAUCUGAAUGCCAUAGCCUUCUUGACGGCAUAUGAACCAGAAGAUAUUACAGAGAUACAGUUGAAUGGACAGUCCACAUCAUUGUGGGGAAUAAGUCCACCUAGUAAAGACGAACUUAUCAAACAGUUAGCCAGUUCCAAUAAAGCUAGAUUGGAAUUCCAUGCUUCUUUCUUGAGGACUCCUGCCUCAGCAUCAGCUGCGGAUACAUUAUCCUUCCAGAUAGUUAGAACUUUAGACAGUACAGAGCAAACAACAUUGAGAGAUAUACUAAUCAAUACAACACAGACACCAUUGGUGAUAUCAAAAUUAUUCCCCAGGUUUUUGAAGUUACCAAGCAAGGGUUCAGCAGCUGGCAUCAAGACAUUAAAUGAUGCUGUUGGUCUGAGUAAAGUUCAGUUGAACUUACAAGGAAAUGAUCCUAUAGUUGAAUGGUGGAAAGUUGAUGAGUUAAUGACUGGUACAGUUAUAUCUCCCAGUCCUGGGAAACCAGAUAAUGUUGUCCAUCAUAUUUCACUUAUAACCUUCAAUGCCAGAGUGGCGCCAUCUGGAUUUAGUUUCAUAACAAAUUAUGGAAUUAUUGGACUAUAUAUUUCUGCUGUGCUUGUGAUUGGCAGAUUUGUACGAGUGUUUUUUAGUGGUUCGUCAGAAGUUAUAAUGUUCUUAGAACUGCCAAACGUAGACUAUGUCCUCAACCUGUGUCUGGAUAUUUAUAUGGCCAGAGAGUGUCAUCAGUUCAGAUUAGAAGAGGAUUUAUUUGCCAAACUCAUAUUCAUAUACAGAUCUCCAGCAACUAUGAUUAAAGUGACGAAACUUAAACUGGAAUGAAAAAAAUGUUUGUAAAUUCGUUUUAAAAUUAUAUAAGGAUGAUAUUAAAAUUUGUAAUUUGGUUAGUGGAAAUGUAUACCUUGGGUAUGUAGAAAUAGGGAGAUGUGGUCAAGUUGCCAAUGAGACAACUAUCUGCCAAAGUUAAAAGUGGAUGUAAGUAAUUGUUAGCAAACCUACAACCUAUAACAAUAAGAAAAACCCAUACCAUACGGUUUCAAGAAGAAAUAAAUUGCUUUGUCUCAUUUUUGGAGGGAAUUUGUACUCACAAGCCCUCUGCCAAAAUUUGAAUACUAUAUCUUGACCGAUGUCGAAAAGUAAAACAUACAAUAAGAAACUUGUACAGUGCAGCUAAAAACAUAAUAAACAUUGAAAUGAUUGUUUACUUUUGUAAGCAGAAAAGAAUGGCUUUGAAAACCAAUACUCCCUAUUAAAACCUACAUACUAACUCAAGGUAUAUAUCCUCCACUUAGUUUGCUGAACAUGUGUGUAAGUGCAAUAAUAGUCUUCUAUGAAUUAAUCUUGUUGAAAUUAUUUAUGUGUUAAUGAUUUUCAAGUAAUAAGUCUCUAAAAUUUCAAAACCAUUUAUAUUUAUUUCGUGGAGAAAAAUCAGAUCUCUCAUUGAGCUCGGUGAAUGAAUUGUUUUUGACUGUACAUUAUUUAUUAUCUAUUUUAUUCAUAUCUUUUUAAAAGAGUUUCGUUAGUUUGAAGUACAAAAUAAAUAUUUUAUUGUUGAAAUUAGGUAUCUUGUUAUUUUUGUCUUCCUAUCUUGAAAAAAUGUGCCAGCUUUUCUACCUCAUAAUUCUAGAAACACUGAUGCACUGUAUCAUGAAAUUAUAUUUUUGUGCCUUCACUUUAUUUAUGUUUUUGUUUGCCAAAUGUGCCUGAUUGGCUGUUUGAUAUGUUGCUUGGCAACACUGUGAGGUUGUGUGGUUAGGACUUAUCCAUUAUUUUUAUUUUGCUUUAGUAUAUUAAAUAUAUGUCAUCUAAAAGAUGAAAACCAUUUUUUGUUGUAAUAAUGAAAACAAAAGUUUUGUUACUAUAGUUAUUUCCACUGAGGAUUUUUUUUUUGUUGUUGAUUUCUACUGUUUUAUGCUAAGCAUUUUAAAAUGGUAAAAUUUUAUCAAUAUUUGGGCAUUAAUGAUUGCUUAUUUCAGAAAGAUAUAAAAUUAGUCCAGAGUUGGCCAGUUUAGAUGUAUAUUUCUGUCAUUAUAUUUUGAUAAUGAUUUAUGAAUUUGGGAUACUUUCUGCUAUUUAAUGGUUUCAAAAUAAAUAAAUAAAUGGGAAAAUAAAGUCAACUUGAAUCAUGUUAGCCUUUAUAGAAAAUAAGAUAGCACAUUAAUUUUUUUAUAUAAUUUUUUUUCUGAGAUGAUAAUUCAUAUAAGUUCUGAUGAAACCUAAAUACAAAAAAUUGAGGUUACAUUUUUUUUUAUUAAAAAAUAUAUGAUUCUAAGAAUGCUUCAAAGUAAUUUCUUUUUCAAAAAUGAUGAGUUUACUGUUGAUGCAUAAAUGCUUAAAUUUUAGUGAGCUAAAUUUUUGAAAUAAUGGUUUUAAAAAAUGACAAAAUUAUUUGGUUCAUUUUAAUAAAGGGUUAUUUCCCCUUCAUCUUAAGUAUCAUUUAUUAUACUGUUUUGGGAUAAUGAUUUUUUUUAUUAUUUAUCAUUUCUUUGUUAUGUUUUACAAUGCAUUACAUUAUAUUUGCUCAUAGUCAUUUUACAUGUACAUACUUAUAUACUGCUAUUUAUUUUGUUAAUGGAUAUUGUACCUGUUAUGUAUGCCUCCUUGUAAAUAAAGCUAUGAAUGUUGUAAAUGAAGUUUGUUAUUUCACCAUAUGCAUCCAGUUUCUGUAUCAUAAUUUCAACUU
This is a messenger RNA of Mytilus trossulus (common blue mussel), 9385 nucleotides long. RefSeq names its product piezo-type mechanosensitive ion channel component 2-like. The record is from RefSeq and is a predicted model, not a curated record. Gene Ontology annotation, molecular function: mechanosensitive monoatomic ion channel activity. The transcript is spliced from 52 exons. Gene Ontology annotation, cellular component: membrane. NCBI's taxonomy places the organism in Eukaryota, Metazoa, Mollusca, Bivalvia, Mytilida, Mytilidae. Bases 232 to 7524 code for a protein of 2430 amino acids.